Astyanax mexicanus (Mexican tetra) is the source of this 14193-nucleotide messenger RNA. RefSeq names its product dynein, axonemal, heavy chain 2 (gene dnah2). The record is from RefSeq and is a predicted model, not a curated record. The coding region runs from base 219 to 13751 and encodes 4510 amino acids. Gene Ontology annotation, biological process: microtubule-based movement. Gene Ontology annotation, molecular function: minus-end-directed microtubule motor activity; ATP hydrolysis activity; dynein light intermediate chain binding. Lineage: Eukaryota; Metazoa; Chordata; Actinopteri; Characiformes; Acestrorhamphidae. Gene Ontology annotation, cellular component: dynein complex. The transcript has 88 exons.
CCACUCGCACACAGACACAGAGGUUAGCGUUAGCCUCCAAACUAACUUAGGUUAUAUACGGGCUUAAAAGUGGCGUCACUUACAGCAUUUUACACAUUUAUUCAGAACACAAGUCUUACUACAGUACAUACAUGUAGGCAUAGAUAUUGGGACGCGAAAGGAGAUACAGUUUACCAACUUUAAAGCAGUUCUUCUUUCCACAGCAUCAUUAUUUUGCCAUGGCCGAUCCAGAGACACCUCGUAGUGGACGGUCAUCCUCAAGUAAGUCUAAGCGCUCCAGCUCAAGAAAAGAAAAGUCAAAAAACAAAAGUGCGGUGGCCUCCCCAGCACCCAUUGAGUCCAAUCUGGAGGUGGCAGAAUCAGAGCCUGCAGUAGGAGAUCUUCAAAAGGACACUGACCCGAAUGCUUCAGCAGUGUCAAAGGAAAUAGAUUCACACACCACAGGCCUGAGGGAUUGGUUUAAAAGGUGUGUGGCUUUAACGGAUAUCUCUGAGGCUUCCUGGUCAGAAGAAAACAACAGAGCCCUGGACAAGUUCAUCACAGACAGCACAAUCAAGAUUCUCAUUAUCUACCUCGACCCUUUCACUGGCCUGCGUGUGCAGCACACCAUGCCAAGUCAGGUGGUGGAGCAGCUGGCCUACUUCAUACGUGAGGAGGAGACUGUGAUUAUGGAGGAGAGUUUUGAGAGCUCUGUGCAGUUUGGCAUAGUGAGAGGAGGGGAUAUGGAAAGCCUGCUGAGGCUAAUGAUGGGGAUUCAUGCGUCACAAGUCGCUCUCAGCACGGCCUGGCCAGAGAGCAUCAAGAACAACUACUCUACACACAUGAACCGCUUCCUCACCAACCUCACAGAUACCAGGUAUAAACUUGUGGGGAAAACUGUGCUCUACAUCCCAGUGGAAGCCCUGCAGCAUAGCCCAGAGGUGGCUGCCAGGGACAAAGAGCUGGUGAAGAGAAUGGAGGUGGUGAUGAUCCAUUGGACGCGUCAGAUAAAAGAGGUAUUGAAUGCCCAGGAGACGGUGGAGAUUGGGGACAGCUCCGGUCCUCUGGAGGAGAUCGACUUCUGGAAGAGCAGGUGUUCUGACCUUUCUGGCAUCAGUCAGCAGCUCCAAAAACCUGGAGUCCUCCACAUUCAGGCCAUCCUGCAGCUUGCCAAGUCCUCUUAUGUACCUCCAUUCUGCAGACUGGCCAAGCAGAUCCAGGAUGGUACUCAGCAGGCCCAGUCUAACCUAUCUUUCCUGUCCUUGCUGAGGGAGCCUUGUGAGGAGCUGGCCCUCCUCAAACCUCGCGAGGUAGAACCCAAGCUGGCACACAUCAUCAACGUGAUCCGUGUCAUCUGGGUCAACUCCGUCUACUACAACACCCGCGAGAGACUCACCACACUCUUCCGCAAGAUGAGUAAUGAGAUCAUCCGGCUGUGCUGCAGAGAGAUCUCGGUGGACAGGAUCUUCCAGGGCUAUGUGAUUUCCAGUAAACAGACCCUCAAUGACUGCAUCCAGUGCUGUGUGUCCUGGAAGGAGCGCUACCUUCAUGCUUCACAGCUACAUCACAAGUGUUCCUCAGAAGGCUGGGUGCUUGACCAGAUCAGCAUCUUCGCUUUGGUGGACGCCUUUGUGCAGAGAUGCAAAGAUCUGCUGGAGGUGUGCGAGUGUCAGCAGCAGUUUGCCCGUCGCAAGGAAGGCGAGCAGAUGCCGUUGCCAUGCUUUGCAGGGCGCCAGGGGCCGGAGGUCACCAGGAACCUGCUGGAGAUUGAGGCCACCUUCGACAAGAGUCUGCAAGUCCUGCGCUCGGUGCGCAAGGGCAUACUAGAUGUCAGAAACACCUCCUGGCAUGAUAGCUAUAACAGAUUUCGGGCAGAAGUAAAGGACCUUGAGGUGAUGAUGCAGAAUUUGAUCAACACGGCUUUCAAAACGGUCAAUUCAGUGGAGGAAGGGGUCCAGCUGCUCGAUGUCUUCCAGCACCUGUCGGCUCGAGAGGCUAUUAAGCGGACUCUAAGCAGAAAGACGGUGGAUGUGUACGCUAUGUUGAGUAAGGAGGUGUACCUGGUAAAUAAGGAGCUGAGCCAGAAGACAUUGAACAAGCCUCCGCACAUGCCCCAGAAUGCAGGCCAGGCGCACUGGGCCCGAGCAAUGCAACGUCGCAUACAGGGACAGAUGCAGGUCCUAGAGAAUGCCCACUUUUUGCCUCAGAUCGAAAAUGACAAGAAAGUGCGUGAGGCAUGUAUGCAGUUGCUGCAGAAGCUGGACGAGCUGGUCAGGAGGAUGUACAGUGAGUGGAGCCAGAGCCUAGACCGGGGGAGCCUGAAAAACCUCAACCAGCCUUUAAUGAUCCGCUGCAAGGAAAAAGCAGGCAUGCUGGACAUCAACUUCGACAAGAACCUGCUGAAGAUGUUUAAUGAGAUGUAUUACUGGGAGAGGCUGCAGUUCGAGAUCCCGCACCAUGUAUCAGAGGCUUAUCAGCGCAGGGAGGACCUGCGCACCAUGAGGGAGAACGUACUGCUAGUGGUCCGAGACUACAACAGGAUCAUCUCAGCCCUUUCCGCAGAUGAAGUGGGCCUGUUUCGAGAGCGGAUUCGCUUCCUAGAUAAGAAGCUCCAGCCGGGCCUGUCCAAAUUGCUGUGGUCCUCUCAUGGAGCUUCCAACUUCUUCAUCAGCGAGUGCAGACUGCACGCCAGCAAGGUGCAGCUAAUAGUGGAUGAAUAUAAGGCUGCUAAUCUAGCUAUCUCUAAGCACUGUGGGGAGAUUAGCGAGCUGCUGCUGGUGCGUUUGGAUGGAAGGACGGUCUACAGAGAUUUGGAGUUUGAGGAAGAUCAGCAGGCCCAUCGACUGAGCCAGCUGCUCCGGAUCAAAACUUCAUACCAACACAUCGUCAACACCAUGAGCAGAGUUUAUGAAACCUUCCACAAUGAUGGGCCAGAGGUGCAGCAGCACUGGGUGUCGUACACUGAGAAGAUGGAUCUUAUGCUAGAAGAAGCUUUGCGUCUAAACGUUAAAUGGUCCCUACUGGAGCUCUCUAAAGCAAUCAGUGGAGACAGCAAAAGUCCCCCCGAUCCUUUAUUCAAAGUACAGGUGGUUCUAAGACAGUAUGGGCCAGGGUCAACUGCUCAGGUGGAGUUUUCCCCCACUCUGCAAAAACUAGCACAGAUAGUGAACAGCAUCAACUCUCAGCUCAUCAGCACUAUCUCGGUGUUCCAGCGGCUGCCCGACCUGCUCACGCGCAAGCGCUCUCAGAGGAAACCUGUCCACAACAUCAUCGAGCAGGAUGAAGAGAUCUGUAAGAUCCAGGCUGCGAUAGCUGCAGGUAUGACUGCAAACGCAAGUCACCUGCAGGCCUACCUGAAGACCUGGGACAAGCACCGUGAGAUAUGGGAGAUAAACAAAGACUCCUUCAUCCGACGCUACCAGCACCUCAACCCUCCUGUGUCGUCGUUCGAUUCUGACAUAGCCAGGUACUCUGAGGUGGCAAAUAAUGUGCAGAAGGAGGAGACGGUGCUGAGUGUGCAGUUUGUGUUGCUGGACUGCUCGCCUCUGAAAUUCUCUCUGGUGCAGCACUGUAAUGAGUGGCAGGGCAAGUUCACACAGCUGCUCAGCCUUAUGGCCAGCACCAGACUCAAAGAGCUGCACUCCUUCCUGCAGGACAAUGCACAUAGGCUUUCGCAGCCUCCUCAGACUCUGGUAGAGCUUGUGGAGGGUCUGAAGCUCCUGGAGACUCUGCAGGGGGAUCUGAAUAAAAUCGAGAGCCAGAUUCCUCCCAUCCAUGAGCAGUUUGCCAUCCUGGAGAAAUAUGAAGUCUCAGUGGAACGCGAAGUUCAGGACUUGCUUGAGGCUCUAAAUGGGGAGUGGCAGGGGUUCCAGCAGGUGGUGAUUGACAGUGACAUCAUGCUCAAGAAACACAAGGACAAGUUCAAGAGUGGCCUUUUCUUCUCUGCUGAGGAGUUCAAGAAAAAGAUGCAGACCACCAUGCAAGACUUCAACAGCACUGGUCCCUUUGGCAGUAAUGUAAGCUCAGAGGCAGCCCUUGAGCAAAUCUCUGUGCUCAGAGCCCAGCUUGAGUCCCUAAAGGAGGAAGAAGGCACAAUACGACAUGGCCUUAGUAUCUUCAAGACUGAACAGCCCACUUCCAAAGACAUGCAGAAUCUGGAGAAGGAUAUAGAUUACCUGCUGCAGGUGUGGGAGAUCUCUCAACAGUGGGAUACUCAUUGGGAUGAAUGGAAGGCUGGUCAGUUUGCCUCUCUACAGACAGAGAACAUGGAAAGCACAGCACAAACCAUGUACAAGAAUCUCAACAAACUCAGCAGAGAACUAAAGGACAAACAAUGGGAGAUAGUGGAGUUCUCCAAGAACAGGAUCGAGCAAUUCAAGAGAACCAUUCCCAUGAUAUUGGACCUGAGGGAUCCGGCCAUGAGGGACAGGCACUGGAAUCAGAUCAAGCAGGAGAUGCAGCGCUCCUUCGACCACAACAGUGCAGAGUUCACCCUGGAGAAGAUUGUGGCUCUGGGUCUGGAGCAACACGCUGAGCGCAUCUGUGAAAUCUCUGGAGCUGCCAGGAAAGAGCUCUCCAUAGAACAGUCUCUGGAAGGAAUUGCAAAGACAUGGGAGGAGACAUCAUUGGACAUCGCUCCUUACAAAGACAAAGGUCACUACAGACUGAGAGGUACGGAGGAAGUGUUCCAGGCUCUGGAGGAUAACCAGGUGACCCUGUCUACUAUGAAAGCCUCACGCUUUGUCAGGGCUUUUGAGAAAGAGGUGGACCGCUGGGAGCGCUGCUUGUCGCUAGUGCUGGAGGUCAUAGAGAUGAUCCUUACUGUCCAGAGACAGUGGAUGUACCUGGAGAUCAUCUUCCUAGGGGAGGACAUUCGUAAGCAGCUGCCCCACGAGUCCACUGAGUUUGAUGACAUCAACUCCAGCUGGAAGACUAUCAUGGACCGACUGAACAAGGACAACAAUGCGCUGAGAGGAACGCACCACCCAGGUCUACUGGAGAAGCUGUCUGAAAUGAACAGUAAGCUGGAGGAGAUCCAGAAAUCUUUAGACAUGUACCUGGAGACUAAGAGACAGAUAUUCCCACGGUUCUACUUCCUGUCCAACGAUGACCUGCUGGAGAUACUGGGCCAGUCACGCAACCCGGACGCGGUGCAGCCUCACCUCAAGAAAUGCUUCGACAACAUCAAGAGCCUUCGCAUCAACAAGGUGAGAAAUAACAAGUCUGAGGCUGCUGGGAUGUUUUCAGCUGAUGGGGAGUUUGUGGAGUUCACUCAUCCUGUUCUUCUAGAGGGGCCUGUGGAGGCAUGGUUAUGUGAUGUUGAGAGGACCAUGCGCUGGACUUUAAAGGAUACUCUGAGGAACUGCCGCACAGCACUCAAGAAAAUGACUGGAAAAAGAGACAAGUGGGUUAAAGAUUGGCCUGGACAGAUGUUGAUAACAGCCAGUCAGAUCCAGUGGACCACAGACGUCACCAAAUGCCUGAUUACAGGCAAAGAGAGUGCAGACAAAUCCGCACUCAAAUCCAUGAAGAAGAAACAGGUGUCCAUGCUGCACCGCUACUCUGAUGCCAUCAGGGGAAACCUGUCCAAGAUCCUGCGCCUCAAGAUCGUCGCCUUGGUUACAGUGGAGGUCCACGCACGUGAUGUCAUUGACAAAUUGGCCAAAGCGGGCUGCUGUGAUGUCAAUGCCUUCGACUGGCUCUGCCAGCUACGCCUCUACUGGGAAAAGGAUGUGGAUGAUUGCAUUAUCAGACAGACCAACACUCACUUCCAGUACGGUUACGAGUACCUGGGCAACUCUGGCCGCCUGGUCAUCACCCCUCUAACUGACAGGUGCUACAUGACUCUGACCACCGCCCUGCAUCUGCACCGCGGAGGCUCCCCCAAAGGCCCGGCCGGAACGGGCAAGACUGAGACAGUGAAAGACCUGGGUAAAGGUCUGGGCAUGUACGUCAUUGUGGUCAACUGCUCCGAUGGCCUGGACUACAAAUCCAUGGGCCGCAUGUACUCUGGCCUUGCUCAGACAGGUGCAUGGGGUUGCUUUGAUGAAUUUAACCGCAUAAACAUUGAGGUGCUGUCAGUAGUGGCCCAGCAGAUCCUGUCUAUCCUCUCAGCACUGUCUGCAGGACUGACCAACUUCAUCUUUGAAGGCAGAGACAUCUGCUUGGUCUCGUCCUGUGGCAUCUUCAUCACUAUGAAUCCUGGUUAUGCUGGUCGUACUGAGUUGCCUGAUAAUCUGAAGUCCAUGUUCAGGCCCAUCUCUAUGGUAGUGCCUGAUUCCACUCUGAUUGCUGAGAUCACACUUUUCGGAGAAGGCUUCAAUAAUUGCAAGGUUUUGGCUAAGAAGGUGUUCACGCUGUACUGUUUAGCAGUGCAGCAGUUGUCAAAGCAGGAUCACUAUGACUUUGGCCUGCGUGCGCUCACCUCCCUGCUCCGCUACGCCGGCAAGAAGCGCAGAGUCCGUCCUGACAUUGCAGAUGAAGAGAUUCUGCUCAUGUCCAUGAAGGACAUGAACAUUGCCAAACUGACCUCCACCGACCUCCCGCUGUUCAACGGGAUCAUCCAGGACCUGUUCCCAGCUGUGGAGACGCCCACCAUCGACUACGGCAAGCUAAAAGAAACAAUAGAAGAAGAGCUUCAUCAGAGUGGUCUGCAGGUCACUCCGUUCACUGUGACUAAAGUCAUCCAACUGUACGAGACCAAGAACUCCCGCCACUCCUCCAUGAUCGUAGGCAAGACGGGCAGCAGCAAGUCAGUCACCUGGCAGAUCUUACAAAAAGCUCUGAGUGCCAUGCACCGCAAGGGCGAGCCUGGCUUCAAUCUCGUCCACGAGUACCCUCUGAACCCCAAAGCAGUGAGUCUUGGAGAGCUGUAUGGAGAGUAUGACCUCUCCACCAACGAGUGGACCGACGGCGUUCUCUCCUCUCUGAUGAGAAUCGCCUGUGCAGAUGAGAAGCCAGAUGAGAAAUGGAUUGUGUUCGAUGGACCAGUGGAUACUUUGUGGAUUGAAAGCAUGAACUCAGUGAUGGACGACAAUAAAGUUCUUACGCUUAUCAACGGAGAGAGAAUCGCCAUGCCUGAACAGGUGUCCUUGUUGUUUGAGGUGGAAGAUCUAGCUGUGGCGUCUCCAGCGACAGUAUCCCGCUGUGGGAUGGUGUAUAAUGACUACUCAGACCUGGGCUGGAAGCCCUACGUUCAGUCCUGGAUCGACAAGCGGCAGAAGAUGGAGGUAGAUCACCUGAAGCGGCUGUUUGACAGAUACAUAAAGAAAACAAUAAGCUUUAAGAGGACUCACUGUAAGGAGCUGGUACCCAUCACUGAGCUGAACGGAGUCAUUUCUCUCUGCAGACUCUACGAUUCAUUGGCCAGUCCUGAGAAUGGGGUAAACCCAGCAGACAAUGAGAACUAUGGCAGGAUGGUAGAACUUUGGUUCAUCUUCAGCUUGAUCUGGUCUAUCUGUGCUUCUGUGGAUGAGGACGGACGCAAGAAGAUCGACAACUUCUUGCGAGAAAUGGAGGGCACAUUUCCUAACAAGGACACAAUCUAUGAAUAUUACGUGGACACUAAGAACAAAACGUGGGCAUCAUUCGAGGACAAGCUGCCCAAAGGCUGGCGAUAUCCCUCCAAUGCUCCAUUCUACAAGAUCAUGGUUCCCACUGUGGACACAGUGCGCUAUCAUUUCCUGGUGAAUUCUCUGGUGUGUGGCCAGUACCCGGUGCUGCUGACCGGUCCUGUGGGCACUGGGAAGACUUCAGUGGCUCAGAGUGUCCUACAGGGCCUGGAUCCAGCCAAGUGGACCAUGCUCACCAUCAACAUGUCCUCUCAGACCACCUCAAACAAUGUUCAGGCCAUUAUAGAGUCUCGAGUGGAGAAGCGCACAAAAGGUACGUACGUGCCAGUCGGAGGGAAGAAGAUGCUGGCUUUCCUGGAUGAUCUGAACAUGCCCGCAGUGGACGACUUUGGCUCUCAGCCUCCUCUGGAGCUGCUUCGGCUCUGGAUUGAUUACGGCUUCUGGUACGACCGGCAGAAGCAGACCCUAAAGUGUGUCAAGGACAUGUUCCUGCUUGCUUCAAUGGGGCCUCCUGGUGGAGGGAGGACUCACAUAUCAGGCCGCCUGCAGAGUCGCUUCAAUCUCAUCAACAUGACGUUCCCUGCGGAGUCUCAGAUAAAGCAUAUCUUUGGUACAAUGAUAAACCAGAAACUACAGGAGUUUCAGGAGGAGGUGAAGCCCAUAGGAAGCGUUCUGACUCAGGCAACGCUGGAGCUGUACUAUGCCAUUAGCGCCCGCUUUUUACCCACUCCUGCCAAAAUACACUACCUCUUCAACCUCAGAGACAUCUCCAAGGUGUUCCAAGGUCUACUACGCUCUCACAGGGACUUCCAUGACACCAAACAGAGCAUCACACGCCUUUGGAUUCAUGAGUGCUUCAGGGUUUUCUCAGACCGGCUGGUGGACCAGGCAGAUACGGAGGCGUUUGUGGCACUGUUGGCUGAGAAACUGGGCUCCCUCUUUGAUCUCACCUACCAUAACAUCUGUCCCAAUAAACAGCAACCUAUAUUUGGAGACUUUCUGAAAGAGCCACAUGUGUAUGAGGACUUGCUGGACUUUAAAGCUCUGAAGGGCUUCAUGGAGUCCCAGCUGGAGGACUACAACCUCACACCUGGAGUUGUUCCAAUGAGCCUGGUGCUUUUCAGAGAUGCUAUUGAGCACGUGACGCGGGUGGUGCGUGUGAUCAGUCAGCCGAGGGGCAAUAUGCUUUUGGUGGGGAUUGGAGGUUCCGGUAGGCAGAGUCUCUCCAGACUGGCAGCCUACAUCUGUGAAUACAUGGUUUUUCAGGUGGAAGUUACCAAGCAGUACCGCAAGCAGGAGUUUAGAGAGGACAUUAAGAAGCUGUAUAGGCUGACUGGAGUGGACAACAAGCCCACUGUCUUCCUGUUUAAUGACACUCAGAUCAUAGACGAGUCCUUCUUGGAGGACAUCAACAACAUCCUCAGCUCAGGAGAGGUGCCCAACCUGUACAAGUCGGAUGAGUUCGAGGAGGUCCAGAGUGCUCUCUCUGACUCCGCCAGGAAGGAAAAUGUUCUUGAGACUGCAGACGCCAUGUUUAACUACCUGAUUGAGCGUGUGAGAAACAACCUCCACAUAGUGCUGUGCAUGAGUCCCGUAGGAGAGCCUUUCAGGAAUCGUAUUCGUCAGUACCCAGCACUGGUGAACUGCACCACCUUGGACUGGUUCUCCGAGUGGCCGCAGGAUGCUUUGCUUGAGGUGGCCGAGAGGUACCUUGAUGGCCUUAUACUGGGGAAUGUUGAAAAGAUCCAGACCAAAGUGGCUCGUAUCUUUGUGACCAUGCACCAGUCUGUGGCUCAGUUCUCCCAGAGGAUGAAGCUUGAGCUGAAGAGGCACAACUACGUCACACCCACCAAUUACCUGGAGCUGGUGUCUGGAUAUAAGAAGUUAUUGGCUGAGAAGCGUGCUGAGCUUGGUGAGCAGGUGUCGAAGCUCAGGAACGGCUUAUUUAAGAUUGAUGACACACGCAGUAAAGUGGAGGCCAUGUCUGUGGAACUAGAAGAUGCCAAGAAGAAAGUGGCCGAAAUCCAGAAGCAGUGCGAAGAGUACCUGGUCGUCAUUGUGCAGCAGAAGAGAGAGGCAGAUGAACAGCAGAUGGCUGUGAGUGCACACAGUGAGAAGAUUGGAGCAGAGGAGAUCAAAUGCAAGGCGAUGGCUGAAAAUGCUCAGAGAGACCUGGAUGAAGCCCUACCAGCACUAGAGGAGGCCAUGAAGGCCCUGGAAUCCCUGAAUAAGAAGGAUAUGACUGAGAUCAAAUCAUAUGGCCGGCCGCCAGCUCUGGUAGAGACAGUUAUGCAGGCAGUCAUGAUCCUGAGAGGCUGUGAACCCACCUGGGCUGAAGCUAAGAGACAGCUGGGUGAAUCAAACUUCAUUAAGCAGCUGGUGCAUUUUGAUAAGGACAACAUAUCAGACCGUGUGCUGAAGAAGAUUGGCCAGUACUGCACUCAGCCUGACUUCCAACCAGAGAUCAUUGGUAGAGUCUCUCUGGCUGCCAAGUCUCUCUGCAUGUGGGUCAGAGCCAUGGAGGUCUAUGGGCGUAUCUAUCGAGUGGUGGAGCCGAAGCGUGCUCGGCUGCAUGGAGCCAUGACUCAACUGGCCGAAAAACAGGCUGCCCUGGCCGAGGCCGAAAACAAACGUCGAGAGGUGGAAGAAAAACUGAAACAGUUGAAGAACCAGUACGAUGAGAAGUUGAAUCAGAAGGAGGACUUGAGGAAGAAGUCAGAGGAUAUGGAGCUUAAACUGGAUCGAGCUGGCAAACUGGUGUCUGGACUGGCUGGAGAGAGAGUACGCUGGGAACAGACUGUAGAGAGUUUGGAGAAGGACAUGGGCUACCUGGUGGGAGACUGUUUGCUGGCUGCUGCAUUUCUCUCCUACAUGGGUCCAUUCCUCUCCAACUACAGAGAAGAGCUGCUCACAAACAUCUGGAUGAAACAGUUCAGGGAUUUGGAGGUUCCAUGCUCUCCAGGCUUCAAUUUCGCCACGUUCCUCUCCAAGCCCACAGCGGUGCGCGACUGGAACAUCCAGGGCCUCCCAUCUGACGCUUUCUCCACCGAGAACGGAGUCAUCGUCACCCGUGGCAACCGAUGGCCGUUAAUGGUGGACCCUCAAGGACAAGCACUAAAGUGGAUUAAGAACAUGGAGUCUAAAAGAGGUUUAAAGGUGAUCGACCUGCAGAUGCCAGAUUUCCUGCGGAUUUUGGAGAACGCAGUUCAGUUUGGCUCCCCGGUUCUUUUGCAGAACGUGCAAGAAGAACUGGAUCCCUCACUCGCUCCUAUACUCAACAAGUCCUUCACACACAUUGGUGGUAGGGUCUUGCUGAAGCUUGGGGAUAAAGAAGUUGAAUACAACCCAGACUUCCAAUUCUACAUCACCACUAAACUAUCCAAUCCGCACUACACCCCGGAGAUCUCCACCAAAACCACUAUCGUUAACUUCGCUGUAAAAGAGCAGGGACUAGAGGCUCAGCUGCUGGGUAUAGUGGUGCGUAGGGAGCGUCCUGAGCUGGAGGAACAGAAAGACUCUUUGGUGAUCAACAUUGCCUCGGGCAAGAGGAAACUGCAGGAGCUAGAGGACGAGAUUCUCCGCUUGCUGAACGAGGCGACCGGCUCUCUGCUGGAUGACGUGCAGCUGGUGAACACACUGCAAACCUCCAAAAUCACGGCCACCGAAGUGUCAGACCAACUGGAGACCAGCGAACAGACAGAGAUCAAAAUCGAUACUGCCAGAGAGGCCUAUCGUCCUUGUGCGCAGAGGGCCUCCAUCUUGUUCUUCGUAUUAAAUGAUAUGGGCCGUAUAGACCCCAUGUACCAGUUCUCCCUGGAUGCCUACAUAGACCUGUUCAACCUGAGCAUCGAGAAGAGCCAGCGCAGCCACAAACUGGAGGAGAGGAUCAUCAACCUCAACGACUACCAUACUUACGCAGUCUACAGGUACACAUGCCGGGGGCUGUUUGAGCGCCACAAGCUGCUGUUCAGUUUCCACAUGUGUGCUAAGAUCCUCGAAGUGGCUGGAAAGCUCAACAUGGAUGAGUACAGCUUCUUUCUUCGAGGAGGGCUGGUCUUGGAUAAAGAAGGGCAGAUGGAUAACCCAUGCACUAGUUGGCUCGCUGACUCUAACUGGGACAACAUUACUGAAUUGGACAAGCUGGCUAAUUUCCACGGGCUCAUGUCCUCCUUUGAGAAGUACCCCAAGGACUGGCACCAGUGGUACACUAGUUCGGAACCAGAGAAUGCCCCUCUACCUGGUGAGUGGGAGACUGUAUGUAACGAGCUGCAGAAGAUGUUGAUAGUGCGUUCUCUGAGGCAGGACCGUGUCUCUUUCUGCGUCAACUCCUUCAUCAUCAAUAACCUGGGAUCGCGCUUUGUAGAGCCUCCUGUGCUCGACAUGAAGGCCGUAGUGGAGGACUCCACCACUAAGACACCCCUGAUCUUCGUGCUGUCUCCUGGUGUAGACCCUACAGGUGCUCUGGUGCAGCUGGCAGAGGCAUCAGGCAUGGGCCCCAGCUUCCACGCUCUCUCUCUGGGACAGGGGCAGGCCCCCAUUGCCACUCGCAUGAUCAAAGAGGGAGUAAAGAAUGGUCAUUGGGUUUUCCUAGCUAACUGCCACCUGUCCUUGUCGUGGAUGCCUCAGCUGGAUAAGCUGGUGGAGCAGCUCCAGGUGGAGGAUUCUCACCCAGACUUCAGACUGUGGCUCAGUUCCUCCCCUCACCCAGAAUUCCCUAUCGCCAUACUGCAGGCUGGCAUCAAAAUGACCACAGAGCCACCCAAGGGGGUGAAGUCCAAUAUGAAACGUCUGUACCAGCUGGUGACCGAGUCACAGUUCUCGCGCUGCUCACGGCCCGUCGUCUACCGCAAGCUGCUCUUCUCCCUCUGCUUCUUCCACAGCAUCCUGCUCGAGCGCAAGAAGUUCCUCCAGCUCGGCUGGAACAUCGUCUACAGCUUCAAUGACUCUGACUUUGAGGUGAGCGAGAACUUAAUGAGUCUGUAUUUGGAUGAGUACGAGGAGAUCCCCUGGGACGCUUUGAAGUACCUCAUUGCCGGGGUCAACUACGGAGGUCAUGUUACGGAUGACUGGGACCGCCGCCUCCUCACUACAUACAUCAAUGACUACUUUUGUGAGGGCGCUGUCAACACUCCCUUCUUUAAACUGUCCUCUCUGCCUACCUAUUACAUCCCUCGUGACGGGUCUCAGGACACAUAUCGUGAGUAUAUCAGGCAGUUACCACCGGUGGAGCACCCAGAGGUCUUUGGGCAGCACCCGAAUGCAGACAUUGCCAGCCAGAUCUCAGAAACACGCACUCUCUUCGACACACUCCUAUCUCUCCAGCCCCAAGUUACUAGCACUACAGCUACAGGGGCAGGACCCAGUCGUGAGGACAAGGUUUUAGAAAUCUCUGCUGAUGUGCGUCAGAAGGUCCCAGAACUGGUGGACUAUGAGAGCACGCAGAAACUCCUGCAGGACGACCCGUCUCCUCUUAAUGUAGUGCUGCUGCAGGAGAUUCAGAGAUACAAUGCUCUACUACACACCAUCAGGACAUCUCUGACAGAGUUGGAGAAGGGUAUUAAAGGUCUAGUAGUGAUGUCCAGCAGUCUAGAGGAGAUGUUCCAGUGUAUCCAUGAUGCUCGUGUGCCCCCCCUGUGGGAGAAGGCGUACCCAUCUCUGAAACCCUUGGCAUCAUGGACGAGGGACCUGUGCCAGCGGGUGGAGCAGUUUGCACACUGGGCGGAGACUGCACAUCCUCCAGUGCUCUUCUGGCUGUCUGGCUUCACCUUUCCCACAGGCUUUCUCACAGCUGUGCUACAGUCCUCCGCACGGCAGCACAACGUGUCUGUGGACACACUUUCUUGGGAAUUUAUUGUGUCUACAGUGGAUGACAACAACCUACUCUUUCCUCCCAAGGAUGGUGUGUUUAUUCGGGGGCUGUAUUUGGAGGGAGCUGGCUGGGAUAAGAAGAACUCGUGUCUGGUGGAGGCAGAGCCCAUGCAGCUGGUUUGCCCCAUGCCCACCAUCCAUUUCAGACCUGUGGAGAACCGCAAGAAAGUGGCCAAGAAUAUGUACUCUUGCCCCUGCUACUACUUCCCGGUUCGUUCAGGAGGGGCGGGUCGUCCUUCCUUUGUGGUAGGAGUGGAUCUAAAAUCAGGAGCCGUGUCUUAUGAGCACUGGAUCAAGAGGGGAACAGCACUACUGAUGAGUCUGGACAACUAGAGAAGCAACUCCUACAUUUAGAUAUUAACUUUUUUUCAUAUUCACCUUAUACCAAAUCUACAAUAUUGCAUUUUUUCUGAUUUGUUUUUCUAAUUUGAAUCUACGUGUUUUCUGUUUUCUAAUUUGAUCUAAUUUUCAUUUACAUUUUCUUCCACUUAAAGUUAAGAAGGUUUUCUUCUUCCUGUGAAGUUGUUGGUGUUUAUUUUGUUUAACAUUGUUAGUAUGCACAGCUUAAAUUAAUGCUGAUAGCACUGUAAAGCAGAGUUUGAUGCUUAUUUUCAUACUUACAUAUCUUUAAAUGAGAUUGCAUAUUUUUACACUUUCAAAGAAAACGUUUAAAUCACCUGUAAAUAGUUCUAUGCCAGCAGCUACAUGAAAUAUAAAAUGCUAUUAAAAGAAAUGGAAUACGGAUUUAAUUAAACAAUUCUCACUGAAUUCUUAA